CAAUCAGGAUCCGCGCGCGCUUCCUCAGCCGCUCCCUCUUUAGAACGUUGUAACUGACAGCGCUUCGCGCCAAUUCCAACGGCCGCCGGGAACGCGCCGGCCCCGCCCGUCGGUUCCAACGGCGCACGCCAAUGAGCGAGCUGCGGCGUGGUGAGCGACAGCAUCGUCGUCCAGUGGCAGUGGAGGGGUGGGGCCCGUCGCUCCGGGUUUCCUCUCCGGCUCGGUCUAUUCCCACCCGCCCCCCCCUCAGUCCCCGCGGGUUCUUCGCUGCGAAGAAAAUGGCGGCGGCGCCGAGCGGAGACGAGGAGAGAUUGGAAGAAAAAUCUGAGGACCAGAAUCUGCAGGGCCUCAAGGAGAAGUCCCCGAAGGCCAAAAAGAUGAAGAAGGAGAAGCAGAGGGAAGCCGAGCCGGCCGAGGCGGGCAAGGCCGAGACGUCCGAAGGAGCCGGGGCCGCCCCGGCCGCCCCCGAGGCCUCGGCCUCUCCCAAGCAGCGGCGCUCCAUCAUCCGGGACCGCGGCCCCAUGUACGACGACCCCACGCUGCCCGAGGGCUGGACGCGCAAGCUGAAGCAGAGGAAGUCGGGCCGCUCGGCGGGAAAGUACGAUGUCUACCUGAUCAACCCCCAGGGCAAGGCCUUCCGCUCCAAGGUGGAGCUUAUCGCUUACUUCGAAAAGGUAGGGGACACCUCCCUGGACCCCAACGAUUUCGACUUCACGGUGACGGGCCGGGGCAGCCCCUCGCGCCGAGAGCAGAGGCCCCCCAAGAAGGCCAAAGCGCAGAAGGGCCCCGGGACGGGGCGUGGGCGGGGCAGGCCCAAGGGCAGUGGCUCGGCCCGGCCCAAGGCGGCCGCCUCGGAGGGCGUGCAGGUCAAGCGGGUGAUCGAGAAGAGCUCCGGCAAGCUGCUGGUCAAAAUGCCAUUCCAGCCGGGGCCGCCGGGGGGCGCCGGAGGGGCGGGGGGCUCGGCCACCACCUCGGCGGCACCGGGGGCGGGCGGGCGGCGGCCUGGGCGCAAGCGGAAGUCGGAGUCGGACCCCCAGACGCUGCCCAAGAAGCGGGGUCGCAAGCCGGGGGCGGCGGCGGGGCCCGUGGGGCCGGCGGUGGCCGAGCCCAAGAAGAAGCUGGUGAAGGAGCCGUCCUUCCAGGCCGUGCAGGAGACGGUGCUGCCCAUCAAGAAGCGCAAGACCCGCGAGGCCGUGGCCCUGGAGGUGGCCCCCCCGCCCCCCGAGCGCAGCCCCAAGGGACCCCGUCCUGGGCGCCGGAGCAAGGAGAGCAGCCCCAAGGGGCGAGGGGGCAACGCCGCCCCCGCCUCCCCCUCCCCCAGCCGCAAGGAGCCACAGCCGCCCCCCCCACCGCACCAGCCGCCCCCCGCGCCUCUGGCCCAGCCCCCCGCCAGCCCCAAGGACAGCGUGAGCCCCCCCGAGGCUCAGGACUUGAGCAGCAAGGGGCAGCCGGAGAGCGACGGCUGCCCCAAGGAGCCGCCUAAGACUCAGCCGCCCGCGGUGCUCUACAAACACCGAGGGGAGGGGGAGCGCAAAGACGCUGUGUCCACCUCCUCCUCGGCCCCCCGGCCCAGCAGCAGGGACGAGGCGGUGGAUACCAGGACGCCUGUCUCGGAGCGCGUCAGCUGACUUUGGGCGGCCCACGGCUAGCGGGACGGACGGACAGACAGACACACACCCCCCCCCAAGACGAGAGGCAGCUGCUCCCGGGUAGGGCUCCGGCAAAGCACCUCCCCAGCCCCACAGCGCCCCCUGGCUUCCACCCCCCCUCCACUUCUCCCCCCCUCCCCGUUUUUACUACCAAGAAGCACAGUGAGGGGUG
Messenger RNA from Mauremys reevesii (Reeves's turtle), 1821 nucleotides. RefSeq names its product methyl-CpG binding protein 2 (gene MECP2). The record is from RefSeq and is a predicted model, not a curated record. Gene Ontology annotation, molecular function: chromatin binding; double-stranded methylated DNA binding; methyl-CpG binding. The transcript is spliced from 3 exons. Lineage: Eukaryota; Metazoa; Chordata; Testudines; Geoemydidae. Bases 132 to 1628 code for a protein of 498 amino acids. Gene Ontology annotation, cellular component: nucleus; heterochromatin. Gene Ontology annotation, biological process: negative regulation of transcription by RNA polymerase II.